This is a messenger RNA of Caenorhabditis elegans, 1053 nucleotides long. It is a transcript of the gene nstp-1, whose product is annotated as UAA transporter. The transcript is spliced from 7 exons. Gene Ontology annotation, cellular component: membrane. Lineage: Eukaryota; Metazoa; Nematoda; Chromadorea; Rhabditida; Rhabditidae. Bases 7 to 963 code for a protein of 318 amino acids. Gene Ontology annotation, biological process: transmembrane transport; UDP-xylose transmembrane transport. The record is from RefSeq and is marked reviewed.
UGCCAAAUGGCUGCUGCAGUGAUCUCUACUACAUUAUUUGGUUGUGUUGGAUGUCAAGCGGGAAUCGAAUAUUUACAAACAUAUGUGAAAAAUAGUCUAAACCUUAUCACAUUCGCAUCAUUCAUUUUCACAGCGACAUAUGGUCUUAUAUUUCACUCUAAAUUUUUUACGGUUCCCAAUAGGAUACCGAUUAAGUCAUAUGCGAAAAUUGUGGCGAUUUUCUUUACAGUCAACAUGACAAACAAUUUAGCUUUGAAAUUUGCAAUUUAUUUUCCACUUUUCAUAAUUUUCAAAUCGGGCACACUACUUACGAACAUGACAAUGGGAUGGAUUAUACGAAAUUAUCAGUACAGUUUAAAACAAAUCAGUGCAGUUGUGGUAGUUACAGCUGGAAUUGUAAUAUUCACGUUGGCCAGUUAUGAGCCUGGUGCACAAAAUAUUCGAUCAGGAAUUGACUCAAACUCAUGGUUAAUACCAAUUCCUCCAUUUGUCGUUGGGUUGGCUCUUCUUUCUUUUGCACUGAUUCUCAGUGCAUAUUUGGGAUUAUAUCAAGAAACAUUCUAUCAAAAACAUGGAAAACACAAUGAGGAGAUGAUGUUUUAUGUGCAUUUCCUCUCAAUUCCUUUGUUUGCUUUCGUUGGUGACGAUAUGGUUCCAGCAUUCCAUGCCGCUUACUCAACACCUUCAUUUGUUAUUGCUGGAUUGGAUACUGUAGUCCCAUCGGCAUGGGUGUAUAUUUUUGCAAUUUGCCUAUUCCAAUUCGCUUGCACAAAAGGUGUCUACAUGCUCUCCGCCGUGACAACAUCUCUAAACGUGACAAUGGUCCUAACUCUCCGAAAAUUCUUUUCGCUUUUGAUCUCAUUUAUAGUUUUUGAAAACGUUUUCAACAUGUUUCACAUCAUCGGUGCCGCAUUUGUUUUCAUUGGAACAAUCCUUUUUUCAGUGUCAUUUGCCCGCUUUUAAGAUAUCAAUCUCUCUUCAUCAUCUCGAAUUUGUAUCAUUUUUUGCAUGGAACAUUUCAGAACAAUGUGAUAAUAAACUAUUUGCACUAUG